AUGGCUUCUUUUUCUUCUUCUGCUAUGGUCUCUCAUGUCAAACAUGAUGUGUUUCUUAGUCUCAGAGGUUGUGACACCCGCUCCAAUUUUGUCAGCCAUCUUCAUGCUGCUUUACUUCGAAACCAAAUACAAACCUACAUGGAUCAUAGACUUGACAGAGGAGAGGAAAUUUCCCCUGCAUUUUGCAAAGCGAUCCAGGAAUCAAUGAUUUCAGUAGUCAUUUUCUCGCAAAACUACGCUUCUUCCACAUGGUGCUUGGAUAAGCUUGUUCAGAUGCUUGAAUGCAAAAGAAGCAAUGGGCAGAUUAUUAUACCAGUUUUCUACAAAAUGGACCCAUCACACGUACAGAAGCAAAAAGGGAAUAAUGCAACUGGACUUAAUGAACUUGAGAAACAUUUCAGAGACAAGAUUCAGAGGUGGAGGGCUGCUUUAACCGAAGCAGCUAAUCUUUCUGGUCGGGAUUCAUAG
Ziziphus jujuba (common jujube) is the source of this 468-nucleotide messenger RNA. RefSeq names its product disease resistance protein RPV1-like. The transcript has a single exon. The record is from RefSeq and is a predicted model, not a curated record. The coding region runs from base 1 to 468 and encodes 155 amino acids. Gene Ontology annotation, biological process: signal transduction. NCBI's taxonomy places the organism in Eukaryota, Viridiplantae, Streptophyta, Magnoliopsida, Rosales, Rhamnaceae.